Molecule: messenger RNA, 2520 nt
Organism: Acanthochromis polyacanthus (spiny chromis)
Lineage: Eukaryota; Metazoa; Chordata; Actinopteri; Pomacentridae
Product: tumor necrosis factor receptor superfamily member 5-like
Exons: 11
Coding region: 1337-2221 (294 amino acids)
Molecular function (GO): protein binding
Source: RefSeq, a predicted model, not a curated record
GACUAGAAGGAGUCAUAGUUCCACUAAUCAGGAGGUCUAGAAGGAGUCAUAGUACCGCUAAUCAGGAGGACUAGAAGGAGUCAUAGUUCCACUAAUAAGGAGGUCUUGGAGGAGUCAUAGUACCACUAAUCAGGAGGUCUAGGAGGAGUCAUAGUAGCACUAAUCAGGAGGACUAGAAGGAGUCAUAGUACCGCUAAUCAGGAGGACUAGAAGGAGUCAUAGUUCCACUAAUCAGAGCUCCUAAAAUGACUCCACAGACAGUGAACUACUUCCACAAUCCAGCUGUAAAAACAGACAUCAGCUGCUUCAGACUUGGAUCAGGGGUUCUCAAUGGAAACCAGAGUUAGUGUGAAGUUCAGACAGUGAGAAGGAACCUUCAGAACAUCAACCUCUAUGGACGGAGGACAAAAACUGAACCUGGUUGCUGCUCAGAACUAAACUUCCUGAUGAAUGUUUGCUGAAGAACAUGAGAAGAAGCCUGAUGGAUGUUGAAGAACAUUCUUUGGUCAGAUGAAGAUAAAUGAGUUCAGAUGGAGUCCAGAUGUUUGGUGUGAACCUGACCAGGACUACCACAAUGCAUGGUCCUGACAGUGAAGCAUGGAGGUGGAAGUGUGAUGACAUCCAAAGAACAUCAUCACACAAGAGCUUCUCCACCAGGACAAAACCUUUGUGGUGUUUUCCAGAGAAAGGUAGAGCAACACAACGCCUCUACUAAAGAGCAGCUGAAUAAAACAGGAAAGAACGUGAGAAGAUGUGAGCAGAAAUGAGAGGACUCUGGUUUCAUCCACACUGAGGAGGAUUGAGUCUGUCCUCAGAAACAAAGGAGGACAUACGGAGGACUGAAGGAACCAAAGGACUUUUAGAGUUCCUGCUGUGGAGCCUGAAUUUAAAAUAAGAAAUCUGAGCUGUAGUUUGUCUGAUUACUGUGAUUAUUUGUUUUGCUGUUUUUUCCUUUUUUGUGAGUUUGAUGAAAUGAACCUUUUACAGAAAAAAUGAGGAGUGAAGGACCGAUGGCUCUAUCAGAAUCAUCUAUUCUUCCACUGGGCUGUCGAUGCGUUUAAUGAACACAGAACAAACUCUCUUUCUCCGUAAUUGCCGUCAGAUCUCAGCUCUGAUGGAAAAUGACGACUGCUUGAGGCAGAAGUCAGCGUUCGUCAGCGUCAGUUCAAGCCGUAAACAGGACAGCAGCAGGAGAUCAGUGGGCGGGAGGCAGGAAGACGUAACAGGUGAGGAAACAGUGAGGCAUCGACGGGCAGAGUGAGAAGACAAAGAGAGAAUCACACCUUCAGGAAGUGAACCCAACAGCAGAGGCAGAACAAAAGGGAGCAAACUGGAGAUGGAGUUAAUGAAACACUUUGUGGCCGUCCUGAUGUUGUCCGCACAUCUGGUCCUCACCUCUCCGAUUGAGAGGACCUACGAGGCUGACGGCAAAGCGUGCCGACUGUGUCCUCCAGGUGAGUAUCAGAAGCCUUCCUGUACAGAAUGUCAAGUUUGUCCUCCUGGAAGAUACACGACCGACUGGAACCGAGAGGACAGCUGCCGGCCCUGCUACAGAGACUGUUCACCAGAGUAUCACCUGAAGGUGGUUCAGAACUGCAGCGCGACGUCGGACCUGAAGUGCGUCUGUGAGUCGGGGUUUCGAUGCACCGAGACGUCUCCACAGUCUGGAAACUGCAGAAAGUGUGAGAAGAUCCAGGACACGACCACGACCGCAGUGACGUCGGCCAGAGAUGAACAGAUGUCUUCUUCAGGUUCCUCCUCCACCGUCAGCUGCUCGUCUCCAUCGUGUCGAUCUCACUCUGCAGACCACCGCGAUUAUUCCAACAAGAUGCUGGCGGCCAUUUUGUGUCCGGUGGUCGUGGUGUCUUGCGUUGCCGUGGUGAUCCUGUUCUGCUUCCGUCGUCCCGGAGACGAGACAUGUUUCAGGCAAACGGUCGCAAAGCUCUGUAACGAGGAAGGACAAAACGCGUCCCACAAGUCCAAGGAGUCGACUCGUCCGUUUCAGCAGAGACUCCUCCAAGCCAACAGAGUUCGUCUGUUCAGCUCAUCUGGGUUCGGUCCACGUCCAAAAACCACGGCACCCUCAUCUUCAGCCUCCUCAGCCCCGUCUCAGGACAGGUCGGGCAGACGGCGGAGGGAGGGAAGACGGAGAGGCCGAGCGGCGGCGAUGAACCGACGGAGGCCGACCGGAGUUUCAGCCUUCAUCUCCUCACAUUUCUGAGGAGGAGAGAGCCACGAGGCCGACAACAUCUUCUUUCCCCUCCCAGGAGCAGGGAAAGGACUUCCACGUGUCCAAGGAGGAGGCACUAUGAUGCAUCCAGACCCAGUGUUCUGUCUGGUGGUGGAUUUAUAAAACUGGACCAAAAGAACUGAAUGAUUCUGUGAGGAGCAGCCGGGAGAUGAUCUUCUUUGUAAGUUAUAAUUUAAAUCUUGUAAAUACUCUUUUAACGGGUUCGAGUGUUUCGUGGAUUCUGUAAAUAUCAGACGCUUGAGCAAAAUGACUUUUUAUUUUGAAUAAAG